AUGACGGCCACAAAACAAUUGACAUUAAGCCUGUUUAGGCACAGUAAAGGUCUUUGGAAUGGAAAUAGAAAUUCUAUUUUCUUAACCAUUAGUGCGUCAAAUAAAAAUUGGCGCAAUUUCUGUUCCAAUGCAAAACAACAGUUGAAGGCAAAUGAAACUAGUUUAUUGGAAUUCAAGGGUGAAUGGUCGCCAGCGAAUCGGGAGAAAUUCAUACGUGACAUGAGAGUUAUGGUCGAUUUUAUUACCGAAGAUGAAGAGGCAAAGCUGCUGGAAGAAAUUGAACCAUAUAUGAAACGUUUACGUUAUGAAUAUGAUCAUUGGGAUGAUGCUAUUCAUGGCUUCCGCGAAACCGAACGUAAACAUUGGUAUCCCCACAAUCGCCAAGUAUUGGAGAGAGUUCGUGCGACAGGUUUCCAGGAAGAAAUUAUGCCAUAUGUCCACAUACUGGAUUUAGCUGCAGAGGGUGUCAUUAAACCCCAUAUUGAUAGCACAAGGUACUGUGGCCAUACAAUUGCUGGCAUUAGCCUACUUUCCGAUUCGGUAAUGCGUCUCGUCUAUGCCAUAAAUAAAACUGAAUCGGGUACAUCGGAAGAUUAUCGCAGUCAACCAAAGGCCAUAUUAGAAAAUAAUUAUUAUGUUGAUAUUUUAUUACCACGUCGUUCCCUAUACAUUAUGAGUAACUAUGCCCGCUAUGAUUUCACCCAUGAAAUAUUAGCUAAUAAGGAAUCCAGCUUUAUGGGACAACCAGUUACAAAGGAUAGACGUAUUUCGAUUAUUUGCAGAAAUGAACCUUAA
Molecule: messenger RNA, 795 nt
Organism: Musca vetustissima
Lineage: Eukaryota; Metazoa; Arthropoda; Insecta; Diptera; Muscidae
Product: alpha-ketoglutarate-dependent dioxygenase alkB homolog 7, mitochondrial
Exons: 5
Coding region: 1-795 (264 amino acids)
Biological process (GO): DNA damage response; fatty acid metabolic process
Cellular component (GO): mitochondrial matrix
Source: RefSeq, a predicted model, not a curated record